AGAGGGUAGUUUAAAAUUGUUAUUAUAAUUGAAUCGAAACGUUUACUGAACUUUUAUUGAAUCGAAAAUAUGAGUUUAUCUAAAUAUCAAAACCUUAAGAAAUCAAAAUCGCUGUGCUCAUUGCAAAACGAUGGUAAUAAUGAAAGGCUCCGCGUGCAUCGCACUAGCGAAUCUUCUGUAGAAUUGUACGUUAUGAUGUCUGACUCUGAUGACGCGGUGGAGGAAGGUAAGGAGGACAGUGGCUUCGAAGAAAAAGUGAUCAAUGGAGAGAUACUGUCUUGCUUGGAACAGAAAAUCGAUAGGCUUAGUGAUAUGUUCCUAGAGCAGUGCAGAUUGUUGACCACCCUUAAGGAAGAAAUACGCAACUCCAAAGCCACAAUUAAGAAAGCAGAGAAUGCCCACAACCAGGUCUUCUCUGAACUAAUGAAGAAUGUUUUUUCACAAAGAAUUAAAGAUCUAGACAAAGCAGAUGCUUCCAGCAUGAAAGACCAAUCAAUCAACGUUCGCGCCAAAACUUUACUGGAUGCUAUUGAAUCUAAGCGCGGGAUCUCCAUGGACCGGGAAAUCAGCAAUGCUCUAGUCAACUUCUUGCAGAGCGAGGAGUUAAAAGAACAGAUGGUACGAGCCACGGCCGAAUCAGUGAAGGAAGUGAUCGGGAGUUGCGUCUCAAGUGACUGUUCAACUUUAUACCUGCCUGUGUUGGAACGCUCGCAUCGGCGUCUUGUGCGGCACAUCACCAAAGUCAUCGAGGAAGCUUUUAUUGAAUUGGAAGAAAACUCGGCUUCCCUAUCGAAAUCCGUGUAUAAGACGUCAAAAGUUUUGCGUCGUGCUUUGGAACGACACCAAUCUAUAGUGGAAGCCGCCAGUGAUCCUGAGAAGAAUCUCAUCAGCACACUCCAAUGCUCCGUCGAAGAAUUUCUCCACAAAGAACUAAAACAAUGGCGUCAGAAAGUUCUAGAUAUGUUCAAUGCGCAAAUUCUUCCGACAGAUGAUAUCGUUGAGCUAGCGACGCCCGAGGACUAUGUUAAUAAAGUCACAAGUCCGCCGCAACCAGCUGAUCCAGAACACUCAAUUAUAGACCAAUUGAUGAAGUCAGCCGAGAUUAAGAAACAGAUGAAUGACGGAGAUGUGAACGGUUCGUUUGAGCGCGCGCUCUCUGCUGCCGACUUGUCGCUAGUGAUGGCGGCAUGUCGCGCCGCGGAGCCGCUGCACGUGUUCACGCCCCCGUGCCAGUUGCGGCAGCCAGUUCUAUUGUCGCUUGUCCAACAACUUGCCACUGAUAUGGUACACGACACAAUUCUCAAAUGCAGGUACAUUGAAGAUGCAAUAACGAAUUUGAACACGGCUCACCCUGACACCCGAGCAUACCUCCCCCUGGUCGUAGGAGAAGUUCGCAGACAUCUCACGAAGUUCCUUUCUUCAUUUCCAAACCAUGUUGCAAGCCGCAGAGUGGCGUUGAUCGUUAUGGCUGCAGAUAAUUUGUUGAAAUAAAUGUUGUUUAUUACUACAGA
Messenger RNA from Bombyx mori (domestic silkworm), 1511 nucleotides. RefSeq names its product enhancer of mRNA-decapping protein 4. Bases 70 to 1491 code for a protein of 473 amino acids. The record is from RefSeq and is a predicted model, not a curated record. NCBI's taxonomy places the organism in Eukaryota, Metazoa, Arthropoda, Insecta, Lepidoptera, Bombycidae. Gene Ontology annotation, cellular component: P-body. The transcript has 8 exons. Gene Ontology annotation, biological process: deadenylation-independent decapping of nuclear-transcribed mRNA.